This is a messenger RNA of Cucumis melo (muskmelon), 1355 nucleotides long. RefSeq names its product aquaporin NIP1-1. Bases 229 to 1059 code for a protein of 276 amino acids. Gene Ontology annotation, biological process: transmembrane transport. The transcript has 5 exons. The record is from RefSeq and is a predicted model, not a curated record. Lineage: Eukaryota; Viridiplantae; Streptophyta; Magnoliopsida; Cucurbitales; Cucurbitaceae. Gene Ontology annotation, cellular component: membrane. Gene Ontology annotation, molecular function: channel activity.
UAUUAAAGUAACCUUAUGAACCAUUACAAAACAAAUAUACAUUGGUCAAUCCUCUCUUUUUCUCUCUUUUCAUGAUUUCACCCUUUUUGGGUCUCUAUAAAUUCCAUCUAUUCUUCUGGGUUUUGGCACAAUUCUGUGAAACAAACACAAAUAAGUCUAACCAAUCUCAAGAAUCCUACACUGUCUUUGCUCAACUCUGUUUGCUUUUUCCUUCACUCAAUCAUAUUCAUGGCUGAGAUUUCAGGAUCAAGCAAUGGACAUCAUUCUGUUUCUUUGAACAUCAAAGAUGAAUCCACCGCCAUCACCAGCAGAGAAGUAGCAGCUGAAUGGGUUUCUGUAUCUUUCAUUCAAAAGUUGAUUGCUGAGAUUGUGGGGACAUAUUUCUUGAUUUUUGCUGGUGGGGCAUCAGUGGUUGUGAAUUUGAGCAAAGACAAAGUCAUCACUUUCCCAGGGAUUUCAAUUGUUUGGGGUUUGGUUGUAAUGGUGAUGGUUUAUUCUGUUGGUCAUAUAUCUGGUGCUCAUUUCAACCCUGCUGUUACCAUAGCCUUUGCCACUACCAAGAGAUUUCCAUGGAAACAGGUGCCAGCUUAUGUGAUGUCUCAAGUUCUUGGAUCAACAUUGGCAGCUGGGACACUUAGGCUAAUAUUUAAUGGACACGAAGAUCACUUUUCAGGGACACUCCCAAGUGAUUCAUAUUUGCAAACCUUUGUGAUUGAAUUCAUCAUCACAUUUUAUCUCAUGUUUGUAGUGUCUGGUGUUGCCACUGACAACAGAGCUAUUGGUGAACUUGCUGGACUUGCUGUUGGUGCUACUGUUCUUCUCAACGUUAUGUUUGCAGGGCCAAUUACAGGAGCAUCCAUGAAUCCAGCCAGAAGUUUGGGACCUGCUAUAGUAUCAAGGCAAUUCAAAGGGUUAUGGAUAUACAUUGUAGCUCCCAUUUUUGGUGCAAUUACAGGUGCUUUGGUUUACAAUACAAUCAGGUUCACUGACAAGCCUCUACGAGAGAUCACUAAAAGUGCUUCUUUUCUCAAAGGACAAAGUCGCAGAGGUUCAUCUUGAGGAGCUUUUGUCUUUCUCACUUUCUAAUUCAUAAAGAUGAAAUUUUUCUAAGUGGGGUUAUAGCAAAUUAAGAGCAUUUUUCUUUUUGUUUUGUAUUGCAUAGUUAAAGAAGAUGGCAUUACUCAAAUUGUUAUAGUUUUAGUCUUAGUUUAUCCAAAAAACAUGGACACGAACAACGUCCUUACUUCACAUGAAACUAGGUUAAUGUCGGGAAUCACGAGUAAAACUAAGAAUAAACUACAUAUGGAUAAGGAUAAGUCCAAACUUCUUGAUGGCUGCCUGCUAGUUCACAUGAA